Molecule: messenger RNA, 4069 nt
Organism: Phascolarctos cinereus (koala)
Lineage: Eukaryota; Metazoa; Chordata; Mammalia; Diprotodontia; Phascolarctidae
Gene: ADRA2A
Product: adrenoceptor alpha 2A
Biological process (GO): regulation of vasoconstriction; regulation of smooth muscle contraction; G protein-coupled receptor signaling pathway
Cellular component (GO): plasma membrane
Molecular function (GO): epinephrine binding; alpha2-adrenergic receptor activity
Source: RefSeq, a predicted model, not a curated record
UGCUCAGCAACAGCGGCUUGAUCCUGGGGCUAUAAAACCAGUCCACAGUGAGGGAAGACAACAGUACUGGUUCCCGUUCUGUUGGAGACGCCAAGAGGCGCGCCACUGUACCGGCUCCCUGGACAUCCAGCCUGGAUCACUCACUCCUCUUCGAUUCAAGUCCGCUUGCCCCAAUUCCACCGAGGCCCAAUCCGCGUCUAACUUGAGACUCGAGCUAGGGUGCUGUCCAACCAACCUUGGCGCCUGGACUAGGCAGCACCCGGGCGCAGAAAAACGCCCCGGCAACAGCUAACAAAGGAUAGUUUUUCUUCACCCGACAAUGUGAGGAAGGGGACCACUUCUCGCUCCCCAUGUCCCAUGCCCAAUUUCCACUGCCACUGGGAGUCUUCAAGGUCCACCUGUACAACCCAUUGGGGCGCGCAAGUUUGGAGAUCUCUAGGCGGGGAUCUGAAGAGAAAGAAGCUGACUCGGGCCUUCCCUGCAUCGUUGUCCUGUGGAGGAGAGAAAUCCAAUAACUGUUUAAAGGCUUUUAGAAAGCAGAGAAUCAGUUCUCUCUUCUCCCUCAACUCUCUAUCUUCCUGGCAACACCGGAGCCCGCAGGCCCCUUUUCUGAGACCUGAGUGGGGGGCGGGGUUCCUAUUGAGCAGCCUUCACCACGGUAAGACAGACUUGCUUUCCACUCCAGAUUUGAAGUAAAGAGCCAUAUAUUUGUUGCCACCCUUCCAAAUAAAAAGGGCACAGAUUCUCCUCUUUUUUCUCCCCUCAUCUCUUUCCUCUUGGAGAAUCAGCAUUUCUCCCCCUGCUUGGCCCUGCGUUUGGAAAUAAAACUUGGAUUUACUGAGUAGGGAGUGGGAGAAAAAGGGAAAGAGAAGCCGCCCGGAGCUUGGGCUUGGUAGCCCACGGUGAGGUUGGGGCUAUUGUGAUCUUCCCGGUAGCUGCUUCGGGCUAAAAGGAGGACUGAGACCAUGGGCAGUUAGCUGUAUUCAUAGCACUUCUCCAGAUUCCCUCCUCUCUUUCCCCACUUUUCUGGAUCCCCUUCUCCCAAAAGCAGCUCCUCAUGUGAGCCACCAAGAGCUUUCUUGGGGUGGGGGUGGGGGUAAGGGAAGAGAACUGACAUCUCGGAGGAGAAAGGAGGACAGAGUUGGGACUGAGUGGAGGGGAGGAGGAGCUUGUUUUCAUGUUACACCAGGAGCACCCGCUGGCGGAGGGGAGUUUCGCCCCUAUGGGGUCCCUUCAGCCGGACUCUGGCAAUGGAAGUUUAAACGGAACUGGGUCCUGGCAGACUCCUUAUUCACUGCAGGUGACCCUGACCCUUGUCAGCUUGGCUGGGCUGCUCAUGCUGCUAACUGUGUUCGGCAACGUGCUGGUCAUCAUCGCAGUGUUCACCAGUCGAGCCCUCAAGGCGCCCCAGAACCUAUUCUUGGUGUCUCUGGCCUCGGCUGACAUCCUUGUGGCCACGCUGGUCAUCCCUUUCUCGCUGGCCAACGAGGUGAUGGGUUACUGGUACUUCGGCAAGGUGUGGUGUGAAAUCUACCUGGCGCUGGACGUACUCUUCUGUACGUCCAGCAUUGUUCACCUGUGCGCUAUUAGCCUAGACCGCUACUGGUCCAUCACCCAAGCGAUCGAGUACAACCUGAAGCGGACGCCCCGACGCAUCAAGGCCAUCAUCUUCACCGUGUGGGUCAUCUCGGCCGUCAUCUCCUUCCCACCCCUCAUCUCCAUCGAGAAGAAGGGAGGUGGCGAGCAGGUGGAGCCCCGGUGUGUAAUCAACGACCAGAAGUGGUAUGUUGUCUCCUCCUCCAUCGGUUCCUUCUUUGCCCCCUGCCUCAUCAUGAUCCUAGUGUACGUACGUAUCUAUCAGAUUGCCAAGCGUCGCACCCGGGUGCCGCCCAGCCGACGCAGCGACGGCAGCGAGGCUGCUGAGCGCCGUCCCAACGGGCUUCCAGACCGAGGGUGUGGGGAGGGCCAGCCUCUGCCCGCCAAGCUGAACGGGGCGGGAGAGCCAGUCCCACCUGAGCAGGAGGUGAACGGUCUGGACUUGGAGGAAAGCUCCUCAUCAGAGCACCCAGAGCAGACCCCGGGCCCCCCUGGUCCCCGGAAAGGGGAGCGGGCCCCCAGGGGAAAGAGCAAGACAAAAAUGAGCCAGGUGAAGCCCGGUGACAGCCUGCCCCGGAGAGGGGGUGAAGAAGAGAGGGGCGCCAAAGCGUCUCGCUGGCGAGGGCGCCAGAACCGUGAGAAGCGCUUCACCUUUGUGCUAGCCGUAGUGAUCGGGGUCUUCGUGGUCUGUUGGUUUCCCUUCUUCUUCACCUACACGCUCACAGCAGUCUGCUGCUCCGUCCCCCGCACACUCUUCAAGUUCUUCUUCUGGUUUGGUUACUGCAACAGCUCACUCAACCCAAUCAUCUACACAAUCUUCAACCAUGACUUCCGCCGGGCCUUCAAGAAAAUCCUUUGCCGGGUGGAUAGGAAGCGCAUCGUGUGAAGUGAAGCUGAUACCCCACAUGCCUCCACCCCCUCCUCUCCUCACUCAGUCCCUGCAGUGCCCCCAGCCCUGCCCAGCCUUGGCCUCUUGCUUGUCUUUUCCCACCCUAGGGAUCACUGGCGAGCUGGGAGGAUUCCUGCUUUGAGGGAUGAAGCCCUGUCUCCACCCUUGGAAUAGAGACCAGGCAGAGAGAGAACACUCUGACCAGGGCAGACUAACGGACAGACGGACUCAAGUAGGCGAAAGAUGACACUAUGGGAACAGUACUUGCACAGGCACCAGACUCUGUGUAAAGAGACUCAUUGUUAACCCAGAUGUAUAGGGCUCUACAGCCACUAAGGAUCCUUCCUGAUUCCAAAACUUCGGUGUUCUGCAAAGCCUAGCUUGCCUUCCCAGAAGUGGAUAGCAUCAGCAUUCACUCAUUGUGAAGUUCCAGUUGGGAAAACCUUCUUUGCUCCAGAUCAUUUCAGGCCCCAGUUAGAGACCUACAGCUGACCUUCGGCUGCAUGCUACUCCAUAGGGCAGUAUUGUUUCCAAAAGAUAUUUCCCUUUAAGGUGUUGCCCCAGACACCAGAAGCUAGGCUCAAAUUCCACUUUGUGCUUGGGAAAAGAGAAAGUUGGAAUUCUUACAAAGAGUUAAUUAAUUGGGCAGUCGCAGCCAGGCUUUUUGCCAGGGCUAAUUGCCCUUUUCCCUCAUGAUUGUAAAUGUGCACUCUUUAAAAAAUAGUAAACAUGGGGUUACCUGUAUCAUGUUGUAACUGAUUGGUGUUGAUAUCGGUGUUUGAAUUUCUACCGCUGGACUCAUCUGCGAGAAGGAACUAUUGUCUCUCCCAGAAAGUAAAGCUCUUUGGCAGUGUAAGGUGGUUGUUACUGGGCUGUUUUUUUUUUUUUUUGGCUCCCUCCCCCUUUUAAAAAUCCUCUGGUGUCUUUUUCACCAGCAACUGGUGAUUAUCCCUGUGGAUCUGGAUGUGGUUUGAUAUUUCCUGACAGGGAAAUAUUUCUGUACAUUUUCCCUGUGCCUAACAGCAUAAUUGCCUUUUCCGAUGUAAAUAUUACAGUAAUAAAUCAAGGCAGAGUUAAAGGAACUCCUGACUUACCUUGAGCCUCCCCAUGACAUUAUUUCAUUCCUAGAAUUGCAGCCUCAAAAUUUUCAUUUGAAAACAGGACUCAUCACCCCAUUCUUUUCACCAUGAAAGCAACUAUUUAUAUACAAUAUAUAUAUAUAAACCCUCACCAGUGGACACUGACUAAUGGGGAAGAGGGAGCACUUUAACUCCUGUCUUCAGAGACAGAGGGGUAGAAAUUAUGUGGGCAAAGCAACCUUGUUACAACCUGCCCAAGGCAAACAAUUUGAAAAGACAAUUGGACCUGCCUGCCGAAUUGUACAGCUACCGACAAAAGAAUUUCUCAGCGUCAAAAGUAUCGUCCUUUUUCUGCUUUCCUUGUUCAGACCACAUUGUUUGUAAACUCAGAAGGUGGGGUGUGGAGGUCUGAGACAAAUGUUUACAUCAGCAUUUCUAUACAUGUUCUUUCGAUAUUGAGUCCUCAAGGACUGCUACCAUAUUUCACCAAAUGGGGAAAACAAAG